AUGGUGCGUAUGCGGCCUUGUGCGCACCCGAGUUCAGUGCGUGCAGGCGCGCAGGUGGGCUGUACCUCCUGCCGAGCGUCGUUUGCGUUUGGAUCGAGCCACUCCCUUGCGUGCUAUCUGCUCCUUGUAUAUACAGCCCACGCUGUUGUCCUCUGUUCGUCCUUCCGCCUCGCUCCAGCCGUCGCCUCUCGUUCUCCGUUCUCUGCUCCUCGUUCCGCCUCAACUCCACCCGCCGCUGCCGUCGCUCGCCAUCAAUCGCCAUCGCCAUCGCCCUUGCUUGUUGCCUGCUUGCCGCGUCGCCGCUGUACUUCCUCAUGGCUCCUCUCGCUACUGCUGUUGCGUUUGGUUAGGGGUGCCUGUGGCUGCUUUGUCGUGCAUCCGUCCGGCUGUUUGUUCCUUCUUUUCCGAGAAAUCGCACUAAUCAGUUCGUCGUCAGAUUUGCCUUGCUAUUUCAUGUGCUCAAAGGAUCAUCUUUCUCUUCAGGCACAACGAACUUUCGCCGACAGCGGCGGCCCCACCCGCACCACCCUGCCGCCGGCCGGCAUCACCGCCCGUCCUUCGGCUCGGUCCUAACCCAAACCGGUGAACGGAUCCCCACCAUAACCAUAUCAGGUACGAAUCCUAUAUCACUGACCUGGUAGUACGUGACUGGUAAGUGGGAUUGCGGCUACGUCAUCCGUGGCGUAGCCGGCCAGCGAAGUAGGGUGCGCCGCCUGAUCUGAGCUUGGAAUUUCACCUCCUGCUCCGCCACCGCUGUUUUCUCGCCCAAAUCCACUGCCUGCCGCCGUCCGUCUCAUUCAGAGCUUGGUCAACACACUGCUGACCUCUUUUUUCCACAAAAAUAUAACCCUCAUAAAAACUGACCCACUAGGUCCUUCCAGCAGAGGCCCAAAAAACCAUCCGCCUGACCCAUGGCAAAUGCUCAGCCCAACUCUGUUUUCACAGACCAAAGCCCAAAAAUAACAUCAUGACUUCUGGUUGCUUACUUGUUAAGUUUCUCCUCGUAUCACCUGCAAAAAAAAUUUAGAAGAAGACCCUCCUUGUAUGAUUAGGCGCUUCUUGACUUAAUUCAACGGCCUUCUUUUAUACAUCAGUCAAAUAAACGCUAGAAUACUUGAAUCCCCAUUCAGCAUGCCACCUGAAUGCGCAAUCGUGUAAUCUAUACAAUGUUAAUACUAGGCAUUUUUUAUCCUUCCAAAACUUGUCAACAAGAGCAUGCUGACACUCGACCCAUGAUGAUCUCCAAGACGUGGCAUCGAUAGUUAUUUUUUAUACCAAUGCAGUAGUACAAAGAGCAUAUACAUUACAGAAUUAUGAAAUGUGCUUCGCACGAAAUAUCUGAUCAUUUUACUUUGAUUAGCUAAACUUAAUAAUUUUUCUCAAUAUUCACUAAGGUUCAAAUGCAAAGAUUAUAUUGUUUGCUUACAACUAUGGCAAAAUUCCAUACUUCAAUCGGUUGACUCGUAUGGCUAGAGAAGCGUUUCCUCCUCCUCUGGCCGCCAUACAAGACCCAGAACGUACCUCACUAGCUUGCACAGUCGAAGACACUGCAGCCCCUGUGUCAAUCUAAUCUAAUAUAAUGCACUACUAAGUACUCCUAAUUAUGCUAUAUCCUGUCAUGACCUAUGUUCCUCUUUUGUGCACUCUUGUAUCAUGCUUUUCAAGAACUACUACUUAUGUUAACAGCAUUGUUAUCAGUCAGCCGUUUCAUGUCCAGAUCCAUAAUGGGCUUUCUAUCUACACUGUAUAUUUCUUUUCCUGCUCUUAAGUUUGUCCGAUGAAGAUACCAUCCCAAACGCUAAUUACAAUAAAAAGGAUAGUCCAAGGGGCGAGUACAACCAGGCAACGCCCAGCUCCCCCUCAAGAGGCGCGCCCCAACACCUAGUAUACUUUGAUUAGUAGUGACCUUGGAGAGCCAAUGGUGCCCCUACAUAGACUUUACUCAAAAGUUGCUAUUUAAUUUUUUUUGGUUAGAGAAAAGAUCACAGUGGACACAACUGCAGAAGCAGCGAUUCAAUGUUUUAUUCAGUUUAACCAUGACUAUUCUUUUCAUUCAGAUAUGCUAACUAAAUUAUGGAUCUUCUUCGCCUUUGAAUUGGAUGAUUACCGUCGUUUCAUCUUUUGACUUAGAUAUGCGCAAGGAAUUGAAUAAUGCUGUUUUUUUUAUCAUAAUCUGUCCACCCACAAUGCAUAAGAGUAGAUAUGAAGGACUAUUUUAUGCCAUUUGAUUGUCAAACUAAACUAGGUUUUGUUGGUUCUUGAGUGAAAAGAUAGUUGAUGGUGGAACAAGGUGCCCCAUAUUAAUUAGGAAAUGAGAAAGUUGCAUUUUGGUGAUCCUAUAUUUUUUUCUCCAUAGCAAUGCAUGUUUUUUUAGAAAAGGAGGAUGACCCCCGGCCUCUGCAUCUGGACGAUGCAUACGGCCACUUUAUUAAUUAUUCUCACAAGACCUUACAAAGUCAUACAAUAGUAAGACUAAAGCCGCCGUCU
Molecule: messenger RNA, 2487 nt
Organism: Triticum aestivum (bread wheat)
Lineage: Eukaryota; Viridiplantae; Streptophyta; Magnoliopsida; Poales; Poaceae
Exons: 4
Coding region: 1-573 (190 amino acids)
Source: RefSeq, a predicted model, not a curated record